AUGAACAGUCGAGUGAUGUUGUGGAAAAUUUUCGUUGUUAUUGGCAUGGCGUUAUUAAUGUAUGCAAAUUAUGCGGAAGCUGGCAAACAUCAAAAGAAGAAAAAAAUCGUCAUACACGUACCCAUCCAUAAAAAGAUCGAAAAACAUACACACACCGUCAUCAAACACAUCCAUCAUCAUCACAAACCGAUUGUUCUCAAAGAGGAAAAGAAAAUCAUCGAGGAGCAUCAUCAUCCGGUUAUAAAAAAGGAACAAGUCUCACAUGAACAUCAUCAUCAUCAUGAGGCAAAACAUGAACAUCAACACAAACAUAAGCAUGUAGAACCGGUUAAGGAAUAUGAGGAGGAUCAUGAAGAGGAACAUGUACAUCAUCAUCAUAAUUAUGAGCAUAAGUCACAUGAUGAGGAAGUCGAUGAUGAUUUUAUAGAAACAAGGCAUUAG
Molecule: messenger RNA, 441 nt
Organism: Lucilia sericata (common green bottle fly)
Lineage: Eukaryota; Metazoa; Arthropoda; Insecta; Diptera; Calliphoridae
Product: histidine-rich glycoprotein
Exons: 3
Coding region: 1-441 (146 amino acids)
Source: RefSeq, a predicted model, not a curated record